AUGAAUGAUAACAAUUCUAUUCCGAUAUUAUAUCCUUCACCUGAAUCAUUGUCACCAAUAACGGAUAUUGAAACCGAUGAGAUCUUUAUCAAUGAGGAUAUUUUUGAAACAUUGAACAAUUUACAUCGUUUACCAGGAUGCACAUUCAUUCAAAACAUAUGCAAAGAAACAUUUCCGAAAGCAGUUUGUUUGAUCGGUUAUGAUUUAGAAAUGGCAAUUAGGUUAUAUCGUCAAGUAUUUUAUUCAACAAGAAAAGAAUCUCCAAAUAGUUGCAAUACAAAUACAUUACCUGAAUAUUUGGAUCAUAUCAAUCAAUGGAGUCAUCCUAUUCAAGCAUCUAUUAUUGACUUUGGAGGUGCAUUCGAAACAGAACAUUUAAAUUUCAUACGAUAUAUUUUUCGAAAUAUUGAUAUUUAUUCUAUUGAUUUAUUAUAUAAAUCACUUGAUUUAUUGGUAUUUUCCAUAGAUCAAGAUCCAAAAAAAUGGUUUGUAAUACCUGUUUAUAGUUGUACGACUGAAGUUGAACAGCAAGAAUUAUCUGAAUAUGUAAUUCAAGAAUUCUCAUCAAGAUCGUCUGUUUCAAACAAAUUUACAAUAAAUAACUUACAGUAUUAUGAAAGAAUCCGAAACUUAGAAAUUUAUGAUCCCUAUUCAGAAGUUUUUGAUUGGAAGAAAAUUCAUUUUAUCGAUAACAUUGGAAGAUGUUCAGCACGACCGUUUUGUUUAUUCAUGGCUUAUCGUACUUUUCAAGCCACUCCAAAUAUUAUGCUCCUCAGAGCAAUGGAUUUCAUUGAUGAUGCAUACACAAAAAUCGAUAUCGAUCAUGCUCAAGGAGGAUGUCGUCGUAUAUAUGACACAAAUCAAAGCAAGUGCUUUGGAUGCUGUUCAUCAAAACCAAUUAUGGAAGCUUUAUGCACAGGUACUAGAUGGGAAAGUACUCGUGCUGAAUUCAAUAACAUAUACCCACUACUUCCUAAAACAUCCACUCUUUAUCCAAUGUACAGAAAAAACCAAGUAAAUUGGCUUGAAGGUGACAAUGUUCAGCAGCUUUUAUAUGGUAUAUACACCACUAUUGCUCAACGCAAUCUUGACGAUUCCAUACGACAUUCAUUUCGUAUUACACGAACAAAGGUUCUAUGGAAUGUUAAUUGUUUGGAUCUGACUUUUCUUUUAUUAGAAAAUAACAUUACACCUCUAGUUAUUCAACAAUUUAUUGAGCAAAAUAUUCCUAAUAAUAUUUCACCAGCGAGACCAACAAAUUUUGUUCAAGAAUGUCUUCAUGAACUAUUGGGCUCUAUAUCUCGACUUCGAAUUUAUAUAAAUUCUGAAACAGACAUAUUUUAUUCAUCGAUACUUAUUCAACAAUUACGACAAGAAGAUCCCAAUCUUGAUAUUCAAAUUUCUCUGCAUAAAGAUGUAAUGCAAGAGACAUCAACUUUGUUUGGAUCAACUAUUAUUUUAGUUUUUGAAUCUAAUCGAGAUGGAAAACAUAUUUUAGUAUGUGCUGAUCUAUCUCGUUUUCUAAACUAUCUAUCAACUUGUACAACAUUAGAAGAAGUUAGAAAUGGUAUUCAAUCAUCGGCUAUUUUUGUUGAUGAAUUAAAUAAUCAAGAAAAUGCCAUAUGGCAUCAAAAUCUUUCUUGUAUAUAUAUACCAGCUUUUCAACAAGCUUUAAUUGAACAAACAAGAGAAAAGCUUUCACGACUGGGUUUGUCUAAUAUUAAUUUUAUACCAAAUGAAUUCCCAUAUAUAGAUCAUGACCAACAACCUCAAAUAUCUCAAGCAGUUAUACGCUUUUGUCACGAAAAAUAUAUUGACUCUAAUUUUGUCAGAGAAAGAUUGGAUUUUUUUGACAAAUGGCUUUUUGAUACAGAGAACUAUAAAUUCACUGGUCCAGUUAUAACCUUGUUUCCAAAUGUAAACAGAAAUUUUAACUUUGGAUAUGAAGAACCUCGACAUCCAUCAGAUACUUGUGGCAUGUAUAGUUUACGUUGUGGUGAAGUUUUAACAUUGAUUCAAUGGAGAAAUUAA
This is a messenger RNA of Adineta ricciae, 2031 nucleotides long. The record is from the annotation of a GenBank genome assembly. NCBI's taxonomy places the organism in Eukaryota, Metazoa, Rotifera, Eurotatoria, Adinetida, Adinetidae.